AGAGAAGAGUGAAGGCCUGGAGGAACGACAGCCUGGGGAUCGUGAGGGCCUUGUCAGUAUUCCAGGGACAGGGUCCUGGUGGCAGCUGAGCUCCUGCUAUCCAAUGAAAUGGACCAGGGAGGGACAGUCUUUGGUUCCCCUUGGGGAUGGAGUGGCUGCUGCUGGCACUGUGUGUCCCUUUCUGUCUGGGCAGAGGUGCUGCUGGACACUACAGGAGAGACCUCGGAGAUCGGCUGGCUGACCUACCCCCCAGGUGGGUGGGAUGAGGUGAGCGUGCUGGAUGACCAGAGCCGCCUGACUCGGACCUUCGAGGCGUGCCACGUGGCAGGGGCCCCCGUGGGCACCGUGCAGGACAACUGGCUACAGACCCACUUUGUGGAGCGGAGAGGGGCCCACAGGGCCCACAUCAGACUCCACUUCUCUGUGAGAGCCUGCGCCAGCCUGGGCGUGAGCGGAGGCACCUGCCGGGAGACCUUCACUCUCUACUACCGCCAGGCGGAGGAGCCUGACAGCCCCGACGGCAGCCCCGCCUGGCACCUCCAGCGCUGGACCAAAGUGGACACCAUUGCAGCAGAUGAGAGCUUCCCUGCCUCCUCCUCCUCCUCCUCCUCCUCCUCCUGGGCCGUGGGGCCCCACAGGACCGGGCAGCGGGCCGGGCUGCAGCUGAAUGUCAAGGAGCGUAGUUUCGGCCCUCUUACCCAGCGCGGCUUCUACGUGGCCUUCCAGGACACGGGGGCCUGCCUGGCCCUGGUGGCUGUGAAGCUCUUCUCCUACACCUGUGCCCCUGUACUGCGGGCCUUCGCCUCCUUUCCAGAGACACAGGCCAGUGGGGCUGGGGGGGCUUCGCUGGUAGAAGCUGAGGGCACCUGUGUGGCUCACGCAGAGCUGGAGGAAGAUGGUGUGGGAGGCCAGGCUGGAGGCAAAUCCCCCAAACUGCAUUGCAAUGGGGAAGGCAAAUGGAUGGUGGCUGUCGGGGGCUGCCGCUGCCAGCCAGGACACCAGCCUGCACGCGGAGACAAGGCCUGCCAAGCCUGCCCUGUGGGGACCUAUAAGGCCUUAGCUGGGAAUGACCCCUGCUCACCAUGCCCUGUGCGCAGCCAUGCUGUAGACCCUGCGGCUCCCAUCUGCCCCUGCCUUCAGGGCUUCUACCGGGCCAGCUCUGACCCUCCAGAGGCUCCCUGCACCGGGCCUCCAUCAGCUCCCCGGGAGUUGUGGUUUGAGGUGCAAGGCUCUGUGCUCAUGCUGCACUGGCGCCUGCCUCAGGAGCUGGGCGGACGAGGAGACCUUCUCUUCAACGUUGUGUGCAAGGAAUGUGGGGCCCCUCAGGAGCCUAGCGGGGCAGGCACAUGUCGCCGCUGCAGGGAUGAGGUGCACUUCGAUCCCCGCCAGAGGGGACUGACUGAGAGUCGAGUGCUAGUUGGGGGGCUCCGAGCACACGUCUCCUAUGUCUUGGAGGUGCAGGCUGUCAACGGGGUGACUGAGCUCAGCCCUGACCCGCCCCAGGCUGCAGCCAUCAAUGUCAGCACCAGCCACGAAGUCCCCUCUGCAGUCCCUGUGGUGCACCAAGUGAGCCGGGCAGCCAACAGCAUCACUGUGUCCUGGCCGCAGCCCGAUCAGGCCAAUGGGAACAUCCUUGACUACCAGCUCCGCUACUAUGACCAGGCAGAAGAUGAAUCGCACUCCUUCACCCUGACCAGCGAGACCAACACUGCCACAGUGACACGGCUGAGCCCGGGCCACAUCUACGGCUUCCAGGUGCGAGCACGGACUGCCGCUGGCCAUGGCCCCUACGGGGGCAAGGUCUAUUUCCAGACACUGCCGCAAGGUGAGCUGUCCUCCCCACUCCCAGAAAAGCUGUCCUUGCUGAUUGGCUCCAUCCUGGGGGCCUUGGCCUUCCUCCUGCUAGCGGCUAUCACUGUGCUUGUCUUCAUCUUCCAGCGGAAGCGGCGUGGGACAGGCUACACAGAGCAGCUGCAGCAGUACAGCAGCCCAGGUCUUGGGGUAAAGUACUACAUCGACCCCUCUACUUAUGAGGACCCCUGCCAGGCCAUCCGCGAACUCACCCGAGAAGUUGACCCUGCAUAUAUCAAGAUUGAGGAAGUCAUUGGGGCAGGUUCUUUUGGAGAAGUGCGUCGGGGCCGCCUGCAGCCCCGGGGCCGGCGCGAACAGGCCGUGGCCAUCCAGGCCCUGUGGGCUGGGGGUGCCGAGAGCCUGCAGAUGACCUUCCUGGGCCGGGCUGCACUGCUGGGCCAGUUCCAGCACCCCAACGUCUUGCGGCUGGAGGGCGUAGUCACCAAGAGCCGGCCCUUAAUGGUGCUGACAGAAUUCAUGGAGCUUGGGCCCCUGGACAGCUUCCUCAGGCAGCGGGAGGGCCAGUUCAGCAGCCUGCAGCUGGUGGCCAUGCAGCGGGGAGUGGCGGCCGCCAUGCAGUACCUGGCCAGCUUUGCUUUCGUGCACCGCGCGCUCUCUGCCAGAAGUGUGCUGGUGAAUAGCCACCUGGUGUGCAAGGUGGCACGUCUUGGCCACAGCCCCCAGAGCUCAGGUUGUUUGCUUCGCUGGGCGGCCCCCGAGGUCAUCGCACACGGAAAGUAUACGACAUCCAGUGACGUCUGGAGCUUCGGGAUACUCAUGUGGGAAGUGAUGAGCUAUGGAGAGCGCCCCUACUGGGACAUGAGCGAGCAGGAGGUCCUGAAUGCCAUAGAGCAGGAGUUCCGGCUGCCACCGCCUCCAGGCUGCCCUCCUGGACUACAUUUGCUCAUGUUGGACACCUGGCAGAAGGACCGAGCCCAGCGGCCUCAUUUUGACCAGCUGGUGGCUGCAUUUGACAAGAUGAUCCGCAAACCAGACACACUGCAGGCUGACGGGGGCUCCGGGGACAGACCUUCCCAGGCCCUCUUGAAACCUGUGGCCCUGGACUUCCCUUGCCUGGACUCGCCCCAGGCCUGGCUUUCAGCCAUUGGACUAGAGUGCUACCAGGACAACUUCUCUAAGUUUGGCCUCUGCACCUUCAGUGACGUGGCUCAGCUCAGCCUGGAAGACCUGCCUGCCCUUGGCAUCACCCUGGCUGGGCACCAGAAGAAGCUGCUGUACAACAUUCAGCUCCUUCAGCAACACCUGAGGCAGCCUGGCUCAGUGGAGGUGUGAAUGCAGCUGGGUUAAGCAGCUCAUCACUGACUGACCAUGCAAGAACCCAGCUGGACGCAGGUCCAAGGAGGGACAAGUGAGACGACAGGAGCCAGGCACUGCCGCCACCUCCUGUCUGCCACACUCAGCCCAGCCCUUGGGCAGUGGAAACUGUAUUCCUUGGUCCUCCCCCCUUCACUGGCCUCCCCCACAUUAAAGGGAAAGAAGGGA
Molecule: messenger RNA, 3354 nt
Organism: Octodon degus (degu)
Lineage: Eukaryota; Metazoa; Chordata; Mammalia; Rodentia; Octodontidae
Gene: Ephb6
Product: EPH receptor B6
Exons: 15
Coding region: 109-3144 (1011 amino acids)
Biological process (GO): central nervous system projection neuron axonogenesis; protein phosphorylation; axon guidance
Cellular component (GO): neuron projection; plasma membrane
Molecular function (GO): ATP binding; protein binding; transmembrane-ephrin receptor activity
Source: RefSeq, a predicted model, not a curated record